Messenger RNA from Phragmites australis (common reed), 769 nucleotides. Its product is annotated as two-component response regulator ORR5-like. Lineage: Eukaryota; Viridiplantae; Streptophyta; Magnoliopsida; Poales; Poaceae. Gene Ontology annotation, biological process: cytokinin-activated signaling pathway; phosphorelay signal transduction system. The transcript has 5 exons. The record is from RefSeq and is a predicted model, not a curated record. Bases 362 to 769 code for a protein of 135 amino acids.
AAGCCCCGGGAUCCGGCCGUAUCCGAUCCGCAGCGGACCGUAUCCUGUAGAUUCACUAGCUAGCCUGCCUAGGCGCCUAGCCCCCUGCCGCCGCGAUAUCUCUCCGUUGCCGCCGAACCGCCGCCGCCUCGUGAUCUCCCCCUCCUCCCCUCUCUCCGUAUAGUCUUCGCCUCCCAACCGUCCCGUGUGAUGACCUGACCUCACUUUAUAUAAACCCACCCCUGGGUGAGGCUGUGACAUGCUCUCACAUCGACCAGUGUCACACUCGCAUCGCACCACAUCAGUCCAUUAGAGGAGUGGUCCUGAGUAGCAGUCUUCCUCUCUGUUCUCUUGGCCUGUGCGUGAGGGAGUGAGGCGAUCGAUGGCGAGCUGCAAGGUCCGUGGAGUGGAGGGGAGCGCGCCGGCGCCGCACGUCCUCGCGGUGGACGACAGCUCCGUUGACCGCACCGUCAUCGCCAGCAUCCUCCGGAGCUCUCAGUUCCGCGUGACGGCCGUCGACAGCGGGAAGAGGGCGCUGGAGCUGUUGGGCUCUGAGCCCAAUGUGAGCAUGAUCAUCACUGACUACUGCAUGCCGGAGAUGACCGGAUAUGAGCUCCUCAAGAAGGUCAAGGAGUCGUCCAGGCUGAAGGAGAUUCCUGUGGUGAUCAUGUCCUCGGAGAACGUGCCAACCAGGAUCAACAGGUGCUUGGAGGAAGGAGCAGAGGAUUUCCUGCUGAAGCCCGUUCGGCCUUCCGAUGUGUCGCGCCUCUGCAGCCGCGUCCUCCGGUGA